Hypoxylon trugodes is the source of this 1494-nucleotide messenger RNA. RefSeq names its product aldehyde dehydrogenase. The record is from RefSeq and is a predicted model, not a curated record. The transcript is spliced from 3 exons. The coding region runs from base 1 to 1494 and encodes 497 amino acids. Lineage: Eukaryota; Fungi; Ascomycota; Sordariomycetes; Xylariales; Hypoxylaceae. Gene Ontology annotation, molecular function: aldehyde dehydrogenase (NAD+) activity.
AUGCCUCUUACUGUGCAAUUAAAGACACCACUCACUGGCGAGUAUACGCAACCCACAGGCCUGUUUAUCAACAACGAGUGGGUUGAAGGCGUUGACAAGAAGACCUUUGAGGUCGUCAACCCCACUACCGAGGAAGUUAUCUGCUCGGUAUCCGAAGCCACAGAGAAAGAUGUCGAUAUCGCAGUAGCUGCAGCCCGAAAAGCAUUCACCGGCCCAUGGAGGCAUACCAUUACUCCUCUUGAGCGAGGUCACAUCCUGACCAAGUUCGCCGAUCUCCUUCAAGCGAAUUCAGAGCUGCUAUCCGCAGUUGAAUCUCUCGACAAUGGAAAGUCUAUCAACAUGGCAAGGGGUGAUGUCCAAUCCGUCAUCAACUGUAUUAGAUACUAUGGUGGUUGGGCCGACAAGGUUGAGGGUAAAACCAUUCCCAUCAACCACGAAACUUUCCACUACACCAGACACGAACCGGUUGGAGUUUGCGGUCAAAUUAUUCCCUGGAACUUCCCGUUGCUAAUGUUGGCCUGGAAGAUUGGACCCGCCCUCGCUACAGGCAAUACUGUUGUUCUUAAGACUGCUGAGCAAACACCCUUAUCUGCACUUGUUCUGGCAAAAUUCAUCAAGGACGCGGGUUUCCCGCCCGGUGUCCUGAACAUCAUUUCCGGUUUCGGAAAGGUCGCUGGUGCCGCCAUCUCGUCCCAUAUGGACAUUGACAAGGUCGCUUUCACCGGCUCUACCGCUGUCGGCCGUACUAUCAUGAAGGCAGCAGCUUCGUCUAAUCUCAAGAAGGUAACCCUGGAGCUUGGUGGCAAGUCACCCAAUAUCGUGUUUAACGAUGCAGACAUCGAGGCGGCCAUCUCCUGGGUUAACUUUGGUAUUUACUACAACCACGGCCAGUGCUGCUGUGCUGGUUCUCGUGUCUACGUACAAGAGGGCAUCUACGACAAAUUUGUAGAGGCUUUCAAGAAGAGGGCACAAGAGAACAAGGUUGGCGACCCCUUCGACGAGCAGACAUUCCAGGGUCCCCAAGUCAGCCAGCUGCAAUAUGACCGUAUCAUGGGCUAUAUUGAGGAGGGUAAGAAGGAGGGAGCUACCAUUGCAGUAGGUGGUGAGCGCCACGGAAACAAGGGUUACUUCAUUCAGCCUACCAUCUUCACCAACGUCACUUCCAAGAUGAAGAUUAUGCAAGAAGAGAUCUUUGGCCCUGUUGUUGCUGUGGCCAAGUUCAAGACUGAAGAGGAUGUUAUCCAGAUGGGCAACGAUAGCGCAUAUGGGUUAGCCGCCGCCGUCCACACUAGCAAUAUCACCACCGCUAUCCGUGUAAGCAACGACCUACGCGCGGGUACCGUUUGGGUUAACAGUUACAACAUGCUGUCGCACGCUUUGCCGUUCGGCGGUUUCGGCGAGAGUGGUAUCGGUCGCGAGCUGGGAGAAGAGGCCCUUUACAACUACACCGAGACUAAAUCCGUCUCUAUCAGGUUAGCAGGCCCGAUAUACUAA